This is a messenger RNA of Trametes versicolor FP-101664 SS1, 3024 nucleotides long. RefSeq lists its product as uncharacterized. The record is from RefSeq and is a predicted model, not a curated record. The coding region runs from base 1 to 3024 and encodes 1007 amino acids. NCBI's taxonomy places the organism in Eukaryota, Fungi, Basidiomycota, Agaricomycetes, Polyporales, Polyporaceae. The transcript has 11 exons.
AUGAAAGAAUGUAAGACCCCUGGUGUCCCGGGGUUCCGAGCAUUGCGGAGUUGGCAAGCACAGAGAGCGCAGAUGAUGGGGUUUCAAACUACGCACCACACCACGGCCCUCAACAACGAGUACUACGCCAAUCAUCCUGCCGAGUUAUUCCGCUUUAACCUCGCAAACCCGCUCAUACGCCCGCUCAUGCAUUUGUACCCGGAAGUUACGGGUCCCAUUUCUGAGUUCUUUCAAGCAAACAAGAUGCUCGGAAUGGAUAGCGCCAGUCUAGACCAAAGUCAGCUCAUGUGGGCGGACUGGAAAGGCUCACCACAACGCCAUUUCUACAUCAAAGAGCUCGCACAACUCAAAAAUGGCAACUUUGUCAUACCGCUGAAAUGGAUUACUGUCAGCGGUAUAGAGAGCUUCGAUGGGUACGCUGUGACUUACGACAAGACUAACAAGGUAUUUGCGGUCGAUUGCGAGCACCUUGUGCGCGUGGUCGCCACGAGUCUCUGGAAGAACUGUCUUGAUCUGAAAGCACAAGGCCACGUCUUCCUGUUCAGCGGAGCCGCACCGGAGUGGGUCGCGAACAUGCCGCAUCCUGUCCGGCAAAUUGCCAAAAGCAAGCCCACCAUCACGGUGACGAUGAUGCCGUGGAGUGACGAUGUAUCAGGAAACAAAACGAAGCAAUACAACGCUCACACGAACGUCUACAUCGCCAACACAAGUAUCCCGCACGCGAAGCUGCAGCAGGAAUACUUUAUUCAGUUUGUAUCGACGUCGCAGUAUGCGUCAUCAUCUGAGCAAAUGCAAGUAAUUGCGGAGCAUACCGGCCCCGAAAAGUGGUUCACCGCAUACGAUUGCAUCCUAAAGCAGGAAGUGUUGUUCAGAAUCAUACCACAUAUCUUGCCUGCCGACAACCCACAGCAGGCUGAGCAUUGCUCGCAUAUGACUGGGAAGGGAAGCCGUCCUUGUCGACGAUGCGAAGUAGGAGGAUCGGCGGCAGAAUGCGAGGAGGACGAAGGCUACGAGGAGUUUUUCUCAGGGGGUACCGAGCGCACGACCGCGAGCACUGUCAGCGCAAUUCGCGGACAGCUCUUGGCUGCGUGUCUUGGUGUUCAGGACGGCGUGGACCAGCUACAAACGAAAACCGGUAUCAAGGACAAGAUCGCACAGUUUUGGAUAGAGCAGCUCAUACCAAAAGCUCGCGAGCUCCAGAAUGCGCGCAUGAGCGAAGACGCUCGCCUGCGCGAUGCUUCUGUAAAAGGUGACGAACGGAAAGCGAUGAAAGACGCAAUCAAGAUCGAUAUUCAGCGAGAGCUCUUCCAGUGGCUUAUCGAGCAGCCAGAACGCACCUAUCGCAAUAUUCCAGAGGCUUCAGAGCUGCGACGCGACAUCCGUCCAGGGGAUCAUUAUAAUCCCCUUCUUAGCAUACCCAGCAUCAACGUCCAUCGGGACACUCCCUGCGAGAUCCUCCAUACGUACCUGCUUGGUGUCGACAAGUAUGUGUGGCAUAAGACCAACAGCGAGUGGGACAAGAAGAACGAGCAGCUGUUCGCAGUCCGACUGCGGGCGUCUAGCAUCAACGGCCUCACCCAGCUCCUCACCCUCACUUCAAUGCUUGACGAUUUCAUCAUCCAAUAUCCGAAUUCCCUCCUCGGCAAACACUUCAAGAUCUUGCAACAGCUCGCCGUCUUCCAUUUGUAUGACGGAGUCUGUCCGCCUGUCAUCUUCGACCUCUGGAAAGCCACCGGGGAGCUCGGCGCCGUCCUGUGGUUCCACAAGAUCGAUAACCUAGAUCUCUACCUAGCCGACCUUGAGACAUAUAUCGCCAACGUCCUCGACAUCUGGGCAAUACUGGAUCCUAAUCGCAUCCUCGUCAAGUUGAAGCUCCAUGUCCUGGCUCACCUCGUUGACGACAUCCGGCGACACGGCCCCGCGGUUCUGUAUUCGACCGAGAUCUUCGAAUGCUGGAAUGCCAUCUUCCGCUUGUGCAGCAUCUACUCAAAUCAUCACGGGCCUAGUCAUGAUAUCGCAGGACGUAUGGCUAGCCUCGAGCAGUUCAAGCACCAAGUGAGCGGCGGCUGGUGGAGAUCUUUGACGGGCAGCGAGUCCUCGGGCAGCGCCGCACCAGGCCCGCAGAUUCUCGAGGCACCAACCGACAGCGAUGCGCGCGAUGACGGCACCAACGCAGGUGCCAUGGACCCGCUUCCGGAAUAUGUGCGCGCCGGAGAAAAAGUCCGGACAUUCUUACAGUGCAAUCCUACACUUCAACGUCGACUUGGAUGGGUCAGCCCAUCUGUAUUAGUCGCCGGGACCGUCAAGCUGAUGGCGAAAGACAAGCAAGCACCAUCCGAGUGGAUCGUCGCACGAGGUCAGAAGGAGAUCCCUAUCCCAGAGGCUCUGUCCUCCCCGCAGUGCACAUGGUAUCACUGCAAAUACCUCGUAGCCCAAUCACGCGAUAUCUGCAAGCCGGACUCUUGGAUCUUCUUCCGGAAUCAAAAAGGCAUUGCUCGAGUAGGUCGCAUCAGCAAGAUCUUGUCGUGCCCUGAAGAGGGCCGUGCCGUGGCCAUAAUCGACAAAUAUGACAUUGAUCACGAGCGCGACACCUACUUCAACAUGCCUGUCAUCCACCGUAUCUGCGACCCGGAAGGACGCGGACAAUCCACUCAUAUCCCUGUUGAGUCCGUCAUUUUCAUAUUCAACGCCCAGCAUCACUGCCGCGCCUGUGGAUGCACGCGGCAGGAGGACCAGCAGAUCUUGCAAGAGCGCAAGUUAACCGGCCGCACAAGGAAGAUCAUCGGGCACGAGCCCAUCGGCCGUUACCUCCUCAACAUGCAUGCCCUCCACAAUGCGGCGCUCAUUCGGGAGGUCCUUCCGCGCGAACUUACCUCUCCCAUUCCCUACGUCGAUGACCGUGAAGCCCGACACCGGGAGCUCGCCGCCGCCAUGAGGAUAUCAGGCCCGCGCAAGCGUGCAGACGCGCAGGCCAAAGCCGCAGAAACGCGCGCGCGCAACAAGAAUGCCAAACAAGGGGGGUAG